AGGAGAGCCGAAAGGGCCUGGUAUGAGCCCUACUUCGACUAGCCACUGAGCACAAGAAUGUGUAAUGUGGCAGUCAAUCGGAUAACAUGGUAAUGCCAUCGUACAACCAGCGAAGCGAACCUAAAUUUAUCGAAUUUAAUAAUGAAAUAGACCCUCAAUUUCGUCACUCAGGGCGACCUUGGCGCUCUUGACUCCGUACCUUGGGUCCCUGCUACACUUACCUUGAUUAUCGCUCACCUCACUACCCGGCUCGCUCUCACCCUCACACUCACUUAAAACUCUGGGGUUUGUGCGCGCAGACCUAACCAGCUCGCACUGCUAACCUGUUUGGCUGAACAGCCGCAGCCAUGUCUGAGCUCGAGUCCGGAAUGUCGUGCACGCUGAAAGAGGAUACCAUUACGGUAAAUGGCGACCUCAAGAUCUCCUUUCGCCGUACAGUCCGUGUGCCAGACACUUCCGAGUCGAACUACCUCCCCCCUAACCUCGGCGCCUUCCCACUCGAAGCAGUGUCACGGCACAGCGACAACCUGCCCAAGGUGAUGGUCGUAAAGAGCGGCGUUUUCUUCCCGAUGUAUCAAUCCGAGGCCAUGUGGAUCAACUUCAGCCCUGUCCAAGAACACAUGCAUCCCUACAAGAUCAAAAUCUACGUUGGCGGCGUAAACGUCGUCUCCGCCGAGCCUGCCCUUGAGACCAAGGCCACUGCUGUCCGCCGACAAGUCCGCCUAGGAAAGGCUCCUGCAGAUGCCACAGCCGCAUCUCCUCUGCAAGACUACAUCGUCGUCCCACAGCAGAAGUGGAUCGAUGGCGUCGCCAACGGAGACGGCACAGUCCGCCAGUUCAUCGCCAUGCCCAGCAACAGCGGGACUUCAGUCGAAGCGCAGAUCACAGGCCAGGAGGCUACAGCCGGUAUCCAGAUCGAAGUCACUCCGUACAAACUCUCCAGUCCACGACCCUUUCCCGGUGAGCCCAUACAGAUCUUCCUCAAGCAGCUCAACGGCACAACCAAGACGUUCAACGUCACCCGCCUGGAACCCAUCGCCAACUUCAAGCUGCGUAUCCGCGAGGCAACGGGCAUACCCACACAGGAUAUGCGUUUGAUCUACGCCGGGAAGCAGCUCGAAGACGCCCGCGACUUCGACGACUACCGCAUCUACAAAGAAUCCACCAUCCACAUGGUCCUCCGCCUGCGCGGCGCUGGCCCCCCAGACCCCAGCACAACCGCGCAGAUGAACCUCGCAGCCGGCGGCCUCAUCCACCAGGUCGUCCACGCCGACACCUUGCGCCCCAACUGGGACGUUGCCAAAACCACUGUGUUCAAUGCGCAGAUUCUGAAUGCAAGUCUGUACGAAGCUGUUACGGGGAUGAGGCCGAUUACCCGUCCUAUAAGCCAUGAGGAGUAUGCGGAACAUGGGUUUCCUUAUUUCAAGAUUUAUGAGGAGAAGAGUGGGGUUUAUGGCACGUUUGGGGUGGUUAAGAGUUUGGGGGAGGGAAAGGGGAAGGGCGUGGUUAGCGCGGUUAGGGUUGUGGAUGCGGGGUGUGGGAGUGGGAUCGAGGUUAUGAAUCCGCUUGGGCCGUAUCAGGUUUCUGAGUCUGUGGCGGAGAUUGGGGAGAAGUUGGAGGGGUAUCAUAUUGCUGAGUUUUAG
Alternaria rosae is the source of this 1643-nucleotide messenger RNA. RefSeq lists its product as uncharacterized. Gene Ontology annotation, molecular function: protein tag activity; ubiquitin protein ligase binding. Gene Ontology annotation, cellular component: nucleus; cytoplasm. Lineage: Eukaryota; Fungi; Ascomycota; Dothideomycetes; Pleosporales; Pleosporaceae. Gene Ontology annotation, biological process: modification-dependent protein catabolic process; protein ubiquitination. The transcript has 3 exons. The coding region runs from base 348 to 1643 and encodes 431 amino acids. The record is from RefSeq and is a predicted model, not a curated record.